UGCAGAGAGAUGCACUCCUGGGUCGGUCGAUCCGGCAGGAGACGGACCGCUUUUCCACCGAGAACCUCCCGCCGCAAGGUCCCGAAAUCUUGUGUCAGCGAACCUAACAGCUGCUGCUACUAACCUCUCACCUUCUCGACUAUGCGUGUACCUUCUCCCAUCAUGCACGACGCAAAUGAUUACCUGCAGAUCAAAGGCGAUGAUAUCGUUCUCGAUGGAAAGCCGAUCCUGCUCAAAGGUGCCGGUCUCGGAGGAUGGAUGAACAUGGAAAACUUCAUCACUGGGUAUCCGGGACACGAGUUCCAGGUCCGAGCUGCAUUGAAAAAGGUUCUGGGAGAGGAAAAGUAUGACUUUUUCUUUGACAAGUUCUUGGAAUACUUCUUCACGGAGGAGGAUGCCAAGUUGUACGCAGAGCUUGGACUCAAUUGUCUUCGUCUGCCUGUCAACUACCGACACUUUGAGGAUGAUAUGAACCCUCGAGUAUUCAAGAAAGAGGGUCUGAAGCACCUGGACAGAGUGAUCGAUAUCUGCGCCAAAUACGGCAUCUACACCGUAAUCGAUCUUCAUGCCGCACCGGGAGGUCAGAACUGCGACUGGCACUCUGAUGCUGGGAAUGACCAAGCAUUGUUCUUCGACCACAAAGACUUUCAAGAUAGAACCGUGUUGAUUUGGGAACACCUCGCCAAGCACUACCGUGACAACACCUGGGUCGCAGGCUACAACCCUUUGAACGAACCGACCGAUGAACAGCAUGUUCGUCUCCUGGCAUUCUACAAGAGAGUUGAAAAGGCCAUCCGCAAAAUUGACCCGCAUCACCUUUUGUUCCUUGACGGUAACACCUUUGGAGGUGACUUUAGGCACUUUGAAGAGCCUCUGCCAAAUUGCGUUUACGCCUGCCACGACUACUCAAAUUAUGGCUUCCCGUCGGCGCCUGAGCUCUUCACUGGCACACCAGAGCAGAUCGAAUGGCACAAACGAUCUUUCAACCGCAAGAUCGAAUACAUGCAGAAGCACAAGAUUCCCAUUUGGAACGGCGAGUUUGGGCCCGUUUAUCAAAAUGCCAAUGAUGGCCUGCCUAACUGGGAGGAGAUAAACGAGUCCAGGUAUAAAGUCUUGGAAUGUCAGUUGGGACUGUAUGCCAAUGCCAAGACGAGCUGGUCCAUCUGGUUGUGGAAAGAUAUUGGAUUCCAAGGAAUGACCUAUGUGGACCCUGAAUCCCCAUACAUCAAGCUCCUGCAACCAUUCCUCGACAAAAAGAGGCGUCUUGCGACUGACUCGUGGGGAUGCGACACGACACCCGUCGAGCCCAUCUUUGAACCCAUCAAUAAGUGGAUGUUGGAAGCUGCUCCAGCUCUAGAACACAAAUACCCUUCGACAUGGCGAGGAGUCAAGCACAUCAGUCGUAUGUUGAGAAACUGCCUACUUUCGGAAUGUCUCGUAGACGAAUAUGCGAGCUACUUCGAAGGCAAGAGCAUGCAAGAGCUGGAUGAGUUGGCGCAAAGCUUCAAGCUGAGCAAGUGCCAACAGAGGACAAGGCUCAACGACAUCCUGAAAGAGGAUAGCAAGCGGGCGGCGGUAUAAGAAGAGACCGUAUCUUGCUGUCAGAGCUACGUGUAAUGCAUCAUCUAUGACACUGCUAGGGUCGAGGAAUUCAUCUGUGUAGC
This is a messenger RNA of Kockovaella imperatae, 1664 nucleotides long. RefSeq names its product glycoside hydrolase superfamily. Gene Ontology annotation, biological process: glucan catabolic process. The record is from RefSeq and is a predicted model, not a curated record. Gene Ontology annotation, molecular function: beta-glucosidase activity. The coding region runs from base 142 to 1581 and encodes 479 amino acids. Gene Ontology annotation, cellular component: extracellular region; cell surface. The transcript has 17 exons. NCBI's taxonomy places the organism in Eukaryota, Fungi, Basidiomycota, Tremellomycetes, Tremellales, Cuniculitremaceae.